Pediculus humanus corporis (human body louse) is the source of this 732-nucleotide messenger RNA. RefSeq lists its product as uncharacterized. Bases 1 to 732 code for a protein of 243 amino acids. The transcript is spliced from 4 exons. The record is from RefSeq and is a predicted model, not a curated record. NCBI's taxonomy places the organism in Eukaryota, Metazoa, Arthropoda, Insecta, Psocodea, Pediculidae.
AUGUUGCCAAGUAUAAAAUUGUGUGCCAUCAUUCUCGUUUGCGUUUUCACAUCGUGCCGCGUUUCCGCGGAAGAAUGCGAUCCGGAAAUGAUAGGCUUCGAAUUGGUGACCGGCUACGUAUUUUCCGCACCCUUGGACGUCAUGGAUUCCCUUCCGGGAACACUCAUGUUAACGGACUGUUUGGAAAGCUGUCAAACCAACGAUUCUUGUCAGGCUGUCAACUACGAGACCGGACUAUGCGUUUUAUUCAGUUCAAACGCCGACACUUAUCCAGGAGCACUCGCGAGAUCCCAAUUUCCCGUAUUCACAAUUUAUGCUCAAAAAAGUUGCCUCGGAGUGAAACCGUGCGAACGUGCUUGGUGUUUCGACCGUGUUUUAGGUCAUCAACUUUACGGUUAUACGAAAAAGAAGCACUCUGUCGGAUCGAGACAAGAAUGUUUGGAAUUGUGCUUGGGCGAACGUGAAUUUGUUUGCAGACCCCCUCGAAUUACAUUCGACUUUAUAACGGUGUCCAUGUCAUGGUCGCGAGCACUCGCGAGAUCCCAAUUUCCCGUAUUCACAAUUUAUGCUCAAAAAAGUUGCCUCGGAGUGAAACCGUGCGAACGUGCUUGGUGUUUCGACCGUGUUUUAGGUCAUCAACUUUACGGUUAUACGAAAAAGAAGCACUCUGUCGGAUCGAGACAAGAAUGUUUGGAAUUGUGCUUGGGCGAACGUGAAUUUGUAUGCAGGUAA